UUCCUUUCAGAAUUUGUCCGGGAAUUACAACAGCACUUGAAGUCGAGGUAUUAAGAACAAAGGCACAAACAGAGACGAGGAAAAGAGACAAGAAUAAAAAGCGAACUGGAGAGCGUGACAAUGGACAUCAUCCCAAGCUUAAGUGCUGGAACCUGGGCACUGCUUGUUCUCUUUCUGACUCUCCUGUUUCUAUAUGGGACCUGGACACACAAGGUCUUUAAGGAGCUGGGAAUUCCAGGACCAGCACCUCUUCCUUUCUUUGGCACAGCUCUUGCUUAUCACAAUGGCUUUAUAGAGUUUGACAAGACUUGUUUUAAAAAAUAUGGGAAAACCUGGGGGUUUUAUGAUGGCAGACAACCUGUAUUGGCCAUCAUGGAUCCAGAGAUGAUCAAAUCAGUGAUGAUAAAAGAGUGCCAUUCUGUCUUCACCAAUCGUCGGAAUUUUGGUCCAACAGGGAUUUUAGAGACUGCUGUUUCAAUUGCUGAAGAUGACCAAUGGAAGAGGAUUCGAACAAUAUUGUCUCCCACAUUUACAAGUGGAAAACUCAAAGACAUGUUUUCCAUUAUUAACCAAUAUGGAGAUGUGUUAGUGAAGAACAUAAGGAAGGAAGCAGAGGAAAGCAGGCCUGUAACCCUGAAAGAAAUUUUUGGGGCUUACAGCAUGGAUGUGAUCACCAGCACUUCAUUUGGUGUCCAUGUUGAUUCCUUGAAUAACCAGAAUGAUCCCUAUGUCAGAGAAAUCAAGAAAUUAAUUAGUUUCAGUUUUCUGGACCCAUUAAUUUUUACAAUAAUGCUCUUUCCAUUUCUUACUCCUUUGUUUAAAAAAUUUGAUAUAUCUGUAUUUUCAAAAGACGCAAUAACAUUCUUGACAAAUGCAGUUAAAAAGAUAAAGGAAGAACGAAAGAAAAAUUCACUGAAGGACCGGGUAGAUUUCCUUCAGCUUAUGAUGGAUUCUCAGACUUCUAAUAAUUCAGAGAAGCACUCUUACAAAGAUCUGAGUGAUGAGGAAAUCCUGGCCCAAUCCAUUACCUUUCUUUUUGCUGGCUAUGAAACCACCAGCUCGGUUCUUUCUUUCCUUUUUUACAAGCUGGCCACCCACCCUGAGAUCCAGCAGAAGCUUCAGAAGGAGAUAGAUGCAGUUUUGCCCAACAAGGAAGCAGUCACGUAUGAUGCCCUGGUACAGAUGGAAUAUCUCGACAUGGUGAUACAUGAAAACCUCAGGCUGUUCCCCAUAACUGGCAGGGUCGAAAGGGUUGCCAAAAAAACUGUUGAGAUCAAUGGAGUGAUGAUUCCUAAAGGGACAGUGGUGAUGGUACCACUCAUUCCCCUUCAUCACAACCCAGAAUAUUGGCCAGAGCCAGAGGAGUUCCGCCCUGAAAGAUUUAGCAAGGAAAACAAGGAGAGCAUCAACCCCUAUGUAUACUUACCUUUUGGUACUGGUCCCCGAAACUGCCUUGGGAUGAGAUUUGCACUUAUGAAUAUGAAAGUUGCAACUUGCCGACUCCUGCAGGAAUUUUCCUUCAGAACUUGUAAAGAGACACAGGUUCCUUUAAAGUUGAGCAAUCAGACACUCCUCACACCAAGUGUACCCAUCGUCCUGCAGGCUGUACCAAGGACCAAGAAGGAAAAUCAACACUAGAAAUUCUCCUCCUCAUUCCACUCAGUCUUGUCUACAAUCAUGCCUCAGAUUUCCCUUCUGUAGUCCAAAGACAUUGAAUCUUAGGAUUUCAGAAGCAACAAUUUACCUUAUGAGCCAAACAAAGAAAAAGAAAUGGUUACUUUUUUUUUAAUCACAGGAGAUUGAGUACUUAGCUUUUUCAGAUGAUCGUUUUGGAGAUCUCCAUGUUUGAGGAUUGUUGUAUCAGUGGUGUCAAGUGUCACAUACACUAAUCCAGCUGAUCAUUUUCCAGAAGAAAUGACCCCCAAUGGAUUAGUACAACUUGAUAUUACUAGGAUGCAGUAAUACAAUGGAAGAACAGAGAAAAUCAUGAAUUAUCUUUUUAUUAUUUUUUUAAUCAACAAUUGUACUUGACAAUGACAAUUAUAGUGAAUGCAGUAAUGGGGAGAAUAUUACUUAUUUUUAAUAUUCUGCAUUCAAUCUAAGCAAAAUAUUUUUUACUUUCUGGGUUUUUUUUUUCAUUUUC
This is a messenger RNA of Phascolarctos cinereus (koala), 2143 nucleotides long. Its product is annotated as cytochrome P450 3A9-like. Lineage: Eukaryota; Metazoa; Chordata; Mammalia; Diprotodontia; Phascolarctidae. Gene Ontology annotation, molecular function: testosterone 6-beta-hydroxylase activity; heme binding; oxidoreductase activity, acting on paired donors, with incorporation or reduction of molecular oxygen, reduced flavin or flavoprotein as one donor, and incorporation of one atom of oxygen. Gene Ontology annotation, biological process: oxidative demethylation; steroid metabolic process. The record is from RefSeq and is a predicted model, not a curated record.